Ostrea edulis (European flat oyster) is the source of this 1412-nucleotide messenger RNA. Its product is annotated as achaete-scute homolog 1-like. The record is from RefSeq and is a predicted model, not a curated record. Gene Ontology annotation, molecular function: DNA-binding transcription factor activity, RNA polymerase II-specific; protein dimerization activity; RNA polymerase II transcription regulatory region sequence-specific DNA binding. Gene Ontology annotation, biological process: regulation of transcription by RNA polymerase II; developmental process. The transcript has 2 exons. NCBI's taxonomy places the organism in Eukaryota, Metazoa, Mollusca, Bivalvia, Ostreida, Ostreidae. Bases 274 to 897 code for a protein of 207 amino acids.
UCUAGCUCGAACCCUGGCACGUGUCUCUCGCGCGAGUAAAUUUGAUUGACAGAUUAGGGUCUACCAGUAGCUUUUAUGGAAGCACUUGGGCACAGGGUGGGUGGAGCAUCCUGGGGUUGGCUUGGUAUUUAAACCGACGCCUGACAGGUGUUAUCCCAAAGUUUGAUAUCAAUCCAAGAUCGCAGCAGACGACACUUCUUUUCCAUGGUCGCGAGCUGAGAAGUACGCCAGUUCCACACGACAGUCGCGCGACGAAGUAUCAGAGACAUCGCAAUGACGACUACACUGAGCUUGGUGCCUUUACAUACUUUAUCUACGUCUGCAAGUAAUGGUAUCCAGAUGACCACGGGUCCUUACAUACUAGUGCGAGCCACCUUACCGUCUGAUGUUCCAGCAAAGAGAAUAUUAAAGAAACCGGAAAACGUCAUAUCGAAGGAACCAGAGGCCUUGCGCUGUAAGCGGCGAACAGAUUCACAGGGUCUGCAUAAUAUUUUACCUAGACCACAGCCUGCAGCAGUGGCAAGACGGAAUGAGAGGGAAAGAAACAGAGUGAAAAUGGUCAAUCUUGGGUUUGAAACACUUCGAGAGCAUGUUCCUAGUGGAAAGAAAAACAAGAAAAUGAGCAAAGUUGACACUUUGAGAGCAGCGGUAGAAUAUAUCAGACAAUUGCAAACUGUGCUUCAGAGUGAGAACUUGGACGAAAACAGUGCAUCGAAUUCUUCAACUUCAUUUAAUACAAUUGACUUUGCAGCAUUAUCGCCAUCACAAAGUGACUUCUCCCAUUGUAACUCCACGGAACAACUUUCUCCAGCGCCAAGCAUGUCCUCCGACGCCUUCUCAGAGUCGUUCAGUUCGGAGGAAGAUGAACUUCCAGAUCUGGCUUCGUGGUUCUCUUGAGUUUUCACGGACUUUUCUACACUAGAUUUGUAUUUAAACCUGUAUUACCAUGACAACGGAGAUGUGUGCAAUUAAAGAACCAAUCAGGAGUGAGUUGCUAUAGAAACAACCUGACGUUCUACAAAACAAGAACUGCCUGCAAACUUGUUCAAGGACAGAUUUUAUUUUUGAUCUCUUUUAAUAUAUAUAGAAUGUGUUCAAAUCUUAUGCAUUCCAUGUGUUCAAUCGUUAUAUACAUGUAUAUAUGUACCUUCUGUGUUCUACUUAACGAAAAUGAGUAAUGUUAUUACCCUCGUUCACAAAGUGCUUCCAUAUUAUGCCGAUGUUAUUUAUACGAAUUUUUAAUCCAGUUUUUCAGUGUUUUACCACAUUUGUACAUAAUGACCUUGUAUAUGUUACUUUUAAAUACUAUGACAAAUUUUGUACAUUGUUAAUGUUAACUGAUAAUGCAUUGCAUAUUUUUUUGUCUUUUUGACAUUUUUUUUUAUUAUGACAAAUAAAUAUUACAAAAUAGA